Trichobilharzia szidati is the source of this 1590-nucleotide messenger RNA. Lineage: Eukaryota; Metazoa; Platyhelminthes; Trematoda; Strigeidida; Schistosomatidae. The record is from the annotation of a GenBank genome assembly.
AUGUGUAAGGCAGGUGAAAGUUAUGGAGACUGGUUCAUUCAGAGGGGAAGACUGGGUAGCGGACAAGGUGAUCUUAAAGGAUAUGUAAAACCAAACCCUGUUUCAGCAGAAUAUAUACGUCUGCGAUUACGUAAAAGGAUCUGGCAAAAUCUGUCUACAGUUGCGAGUGCACUUCCCUUAUUAUAUGGAAAUUCACAAUUCCAAACAGAGAACAUUUCAGAAGCUGAGUCAGAAGUACGAAAACCGUUAUCCUUAUAUUUCACAGUCUCUAAGCCUGGUCAACCUCUUGAUGUAAUAAAAACAGAAAAAAGAAAACUAUUAGGCAAGACACGUACUCAUAUUGAUAAGGAUACUUUUUACAUAAGACGUGCAAAAUUCGAUGAUACUGGAGUCUAUAAAUGUUUAUUUAAAGGAAAAGAAUUAAGAGUAUGGGCUGUAACAGUCUUGAAACCCGGUGAUGAACCAUUUAGAAACAUCUUCUUACCUUUAGAAAGAAUAACGGAAAAUUCCACAACUACACUGAAUAAUAGUAUAACUACUGACAGUAGCUUACAACCGUUAGCAACACAGUUUUUGGUUAGUAAUAACUUAAAGCUACUUACACAAUGGUCUUCGUGGUCUGACUGUAUUCCCUGUACUCCAAAAGAAUACUUGAACUCAUUAUCAGAGUCAAAGAUAAGUGGUAUUCAAAUAAAAGUUGGUAUUUGUCAUGUCGCCCCUAUUGAUCGGUCAUAUGCAAUUCAACCACACAUGUUGGCUAUUGAAACAGGUGAGACCUUGAACUUGUACAAUGAUCCAGGUUUACCCUGCCGAUCUCAUUUAAUCAGAGAUUCUUUGUUGAAAUAUGGUCCAAUGGAAUUUCAUAAAAGACCGAGUGAACUGAAGAUCAGACGGUGUAUACAAACAUGUUCAGGUGAAGAAAAAAAUGUUGCCUCAUUUACAUCAGUUCUCAGUAGAGUGCAACGUUAUCCUAAACACGUUACUAUGCGAGUAAAUGAAGGUGAACGAUUGGUUAUCACAUGUCCAGUUAGAAAUUCACCAGAAAAGCCAAUAACAUGGUUUUAUGCACCAGAGAAUACUGAAGAAUUAAUGGAAUUAACUAAAACAGCCUAUAAUUUAAGUAUUAUUCGCCAAUAUGGAUCGUCUACGCGUUAUUUAGCUACAAAAUUGAAACAAAUUGAUUUUACGACAUUAAUAAAAGAAACACGCGGACGAUAUAAACUCGACUCAGCCUUUAAUAUUAUUGUAGCUGAAACAGUAUCCAUAAGAAAUGAGAAAUACAAAGGUUUACACCAUUUAAUCUGUGUACAUGGCGAUGCCUGUGCAGUACGUUAUGAUAACAAUAAGAAUAACAGUGAUGACUUGAUUACGAAUAAUAACGACAUUUAUGGUGAAUGGUCAUGUAUUAUUCAUAUUGAUACAAUACCACGAAGUGGUUUUGUAAUUUUUCUGUCGAAAUUAACACCAGUUGUUCAGUUGUUAAUACCGUUUAUCCUGGCAUUAGGUUUAUUCUUUAUUGUCAUUCUUACAUUAUACACUGAAAGAAAACCGAAAAUGCGCCUAGCUGCCAAUGGUAUGAUAAUUAAAUAA